AUUGUAAUUGAAUGUGUCUUGGAGAAAGUAAGGACAAGGUGGGGAUAGGCUUAGCCAGUCAGUCUGUGUUUGUGGAAGCUAAGCUCUCAAACUCUCACUUUGUUAUUUCUUCUUUUCUUCUUCUUGUUUGUGUUGUUGUUUUUGGUGGUUAAGAUUGAAUGGCUGCUGCUGCUGUUUUAUCUCUUUCUCUACCUAAGCUUAAUGUAAUUAAAGCUUCUUCAGGCAGUAGUACUACUUUUGCUCCAGAGAGUCUUGAAGAGAAAUUUGGUCGUAAAGGCAUCAAGUUUUCAGAUGGAGGAACAGUUGAGCUUACUGUUAGAAAUGGAAGUUCAGUGAAGCUACAAAUACCAAAUGCACAUAUCACUUCUUACAAGCCUAAAGUUUAUUGGAAAGAUGAUGGCUUUGAGGAAGUUCUUUACACUCUUCCUAAUUCCAGAGGUGGCAUUGCUUUGGUAAUCAAUGAAAUCUUGGAGCCUAAUCCUAAACUGCCCGUCCCGAAGACAACAACACCUUCUGAUCAAUGGACUCUCACAGAUGUUGAUUCUGACUCUAUUGAUGCUCUACAGGUUGAAUUGAGCUGCAGCCGAGGGAGUCUAGAUAUUAACUAUGUGGUGUCACUCUAUCCAUUGAGUAUGGCAACAGCAGUUAUAGUGAAGAACAAUGGCCGAAAGCCUGUCAAGUUAACGACAGCUAUACUAAGCCAUUUGAUGUCUAAGACAAGAAAGGGAACAGGAAUACAAGGACUCCGGAGCUGUACUUAUUGCACACAUCCUCCAUUGUCUUCUUCCUUUGAAAUUUUAUCUCCAGGGGAAGCUAUGAAAACUGAGGAACCCGGUAUGUUCUCUUUUGGUUGGGAACCAGAGAAGAAGCCCGGCAUAUGGUCUACUCAAGAUGUGCCCAUUACUGUCCUCAAGCACAAACUCAGUAGACUUUACAGUGUCCCACCACAAGAAAAAGCAAAGGAUUUUUAUAAUUCAAUACCUUCAAAAUACGAAACAAUCGAUCAGGGUCGUGAGCUCUUCUUCAGGAUAAUACGUAUGGGCUUUGAAGAUAUUUACGUAUCGAGUCCAGGUUCAUUUUCAGAAAAGUAUGGGAAGGAUUACUUUAUCUGCACAGGCCCUGCUUCAAUGUUGGUUCCUCUUGUUGUGAAUCCUGGUGAAGAGUGGAGAGGAGCACAAGUUAUUGAGCAUGAUAAUUUAUGAUUGUCCUCUAGAACUUCAGAACUGGAGUAACAAUUUUUUUAAAUGUACAUCUUUAUUUUACAAGCUUUCUGUACCUCCUGAAUUUAUUCAUCAAGAAACAGCAAUGCCAAAUGUACUUGGUUAUUCCUUU
This is a messenger RNA of Solanum tuberosum (potato), 1332 nucleotides long. Its product is annotated as photosynthetic NDH subunit of subcomplex B 2, chloroplastic. Bases 159 to 1202 code for a protein of 347 amino acids. The record is from RefSeq and is a predicted model, not a curated record. Gene Ontology annotation, cellular component: cytoplasm. NCBI's taxonomy places the organism in Eukaryota, Viridiplantae, Streptophyta, Magnoliopsida, Solanales, Solanaceae. Gene Ontology annotation, biological process: carbohydrate metabolic process. Gene Ontology annotation, molecular function: carbohydrate binding; glucose-6-phosphate 1-epimerase activity. The transcript has 3 exons.